CCCCCUGACCCCAUCCCAGCUGCCCACACUGAAAGGACUGAGGGGGUCACGUGAUCCCGUGCCCCACGCGAUAGUACAUCCGUUACAUAGGGACCGAUUGUUUAAGGAUUCUGCUUCCAUCAACAGAAAAAAACAGAGGGGAUAACUUUUUGGAAUUCAGCCCAAUGGAGUUCUCUUUCAUUCUCCUAUCUCCCCUCCUCGGCUUGCAACGUCUCUCCUUCUCUCUCUCUCUCUCUCUCUCUCUCUCUCUCUCUCUCUCUCUCUCUCUCUUUCCCUCUACCCUCUCUCCAUUUCUCCCCAGAAAGGUAGACGGUUAAGAGCGUACUUUUACUGAAGAAACAAGUAUCAGGUACCACGCAGCAGCCACAGCAGCAUCUCUCAGGAUGCAUAGCUUCAUGGGCGGGGGCCUAUUCUGUGCAAUGGUGGGGAACAUCCUGCUGGUGGUCUCAAUGGCAACAGACUACUGGAUGCAGUACCGCCUGUCAGGCAGCUUCGCCCACCAGGGCCUGUGGAGGUACUGCAUGUCGGGCAAAUGUUACAUGCAGACGGACAGCAUCGCGUACUGGAAUGCCACCCGGGCCUUAAUGAUCCUGUCCGGGAUGUCGUGCUUCGCGGGCAUCAUUGCGGGCAUCCUCUCCUUUGCCCACUUCUCCGCCUUCGAGAGGUUCAACCGCUCCUUCGCUGCAGGGAUCAUGUUUUUCAUCUCCACUUUAUUUGUUCUGCUGGCGAUGGCCAUCUACACGGGUGUGACAGUGAACUUCCUGGGCAAGCGCUUCGGUGACUGGCGUUUCUCUUGGUCUUACAUAUUGGGCUGGGUGGCACUGCUCAUGACCUUCUUUGCAGGGAUAUUUUACAUGUGUGCCUACAGAAUGCAUGAAUGUAGGACAGGGGGCGGCCCUACACGCUAGAGAGAAAGACACAGCAAGAUACACAAACUGUUUUUAAAAAGAGGACCAUUUUACACUGAAUGAAUGACCAUGUUUAUCCAGAGGCCAACAUAUGACAGAAAGCCUUUGCGACUGCAUGGGCCUCCAUUCCCUGAUGUUUCCAAUGGAUUUCCUGGAUAAAUAAAGGAUUGAUUUGGAAAAAAUACAACAGCUUUCUGCCAUACACAUGAAAGGAACAUUUACGAGAAUGAUAAUGCAUUUAUUUAUAAAGUCAAUAUGACUCAUUUCAUUAACUAUUUGCAGUUAACAGGAGAAUAUGUUUCAAAAUGGCUGACACGGCAAGGGUUAUGAUAUCUCCGUAGUGCCUUUUUCAAAAGCAAGAUGACAACAGGCUUUUUGUAUAUGCAAAUGUGUUGUAGUUUUGAUAAGGAAUAUGGGCAGCAAUGCUGACUUUACAAUUUCUCAUAUUUUCAAUAAACUUCCUCUCUAAAUGUU
This is a messenger RNA of Oncorhynchus tshawytscha (Chinook salmon), 1382 nucleotides long. RefSeq names its product lens fiber membrane intrinsic protein. Lineage: Eukaryota; Metazoa; Chordata; Actinopteri; Salmoniformes; Salmonidae. The transcript has 5 exons. Bases 384 to 908 code for a protein of 174 amino acids. Gene Ontology annotation, cellular component: plasma membrane. Gene Ontology annotation, molecular function: structural constituent of eye lens. The record is from RefSeq and is a predicted model, not a curated record.